Molecule: messenger RNA, 1133 nt
Organism: Hibiscus syriacus
Lineage: Eukaryota; Viridiplantae; Streptophyta; Magnoliopsida; Malvales; Malvaceae
Product: putative phosphatidylinositol 4-phosphate 5-kinase 11
Exons: 6
Coding region: 1-1110 (369 amino acids)
Biological process (GO): phosphatidylinositol metabolic process
Molecular function (GO): phosphatidylinositol kinase activity
Source: RefSeq, a predicted model, not a curated record
AUGGCGCUUUCCGACGAUGAGCUUUCUGCGGCGGACUUAACAAAUGCACAAAAUAAUUGGAUUGAAUGGCCUUCCAGAAAACACUGCAAUAAUCUCCCGCCCGGAGCCGUCACCGGCUUUGAAUGGAAAGAUUACUGUCCGAGAGCUUUCAGACUUAUACAAGAGCUUGAUAACAUCGACAAAGACGACUACAUGAUAUUAGUCUGCAGUGACGAAACCAUUCGGAAGGUCACUUCCACGUCGAGACCUGGAAACAUGUUCCUCUUCUCCAACGACACCGGGUUUGCCAUUAAAACUCUAAGGAAAUCCGAGGUCAAGAUACUCUUGGAAAUGCUUCCGGGCUAUUAUAGCCAUCUUAAAAGGUUCCGUAACACGGUAUUGAACAAACUGUACGGAGUCCAUGCGGUGACACCAUUCGGAGGCACAAAGGCUUAUUUUGUGGUCGUGGCCAACAUAUUUAAGUCUGAUUUGUAUAUGCAUCGGUGUUACGACCUUAAAGGCUCGUUACAAGGUCGAAAACUCGAGAAAAUGCGGUACCGAGAUAAAAUUCUGCAUAAAGAGUCUGAUCUUGAUUUUAUCUUUUACAUCAAACCGCUGGUCCGACAAAGGCUUUUGAAGCAAAUCCAACAUGAUUGUGCUUUCUUGGAGGCCACAGGCAUCAUGGAUUACAGUCUAAUGCUUGGAUUGCACGUAAAGGAAUCUCCAAAAGGUUGUGCUGACAGCAGAUGCUCUAACAAUGGAAUGAGAGUUUUCGAUGUCGAGUUGCAUCAAAGUGAUUUGGCCUCACGAAGACCAUUCCUCGCUUCAUAUGUGACUCUUGUCCAAAUUGUGAACGGAAGAGAGUUUCGGCGGUCAGUGGCUCGAAACAAUAGAUCGGGAAGUGCAUUACCAUGUCGAAAUGUCACGGUGAUAGAGUGCUAUGAUGUUCUUCUGUGUUUCGGGGUAGUGGAUUUCUUCCAAAACUACAGCGUGAUCAAGCGGAUCGAGCAUGCUUACAAGUCGUUGCAGUUCGACCGGAGGAUGAUCGCGGCCGUACAUCCGAAAGCAUAUUCGUCUCGCUUCCAGGAGUUCAUCAGUGACAUAUUUAAAGCAGAUGAGUGUCUCACCUGAACUCAUUUCUAUUAUCUAGGAUU